AUGAUAUUUCAGGCCUCAAGGUUCAGCGCCUCGGGACGUAAAGUGCCCCUCGAGCCCCGCCGAAGCGAAACAUGCCGCUCACACAAACCCCACAGACGCAGUAGUGGAGUGGUCCAGCAACACAACGGUGCCCUUCCCACUCACAGUGCACACACACAAAAUGACAGUCCCACACGCCCAUAUCAGAGAGGCACUAUGGCAUUCCCUAAAAUGUACACCAAGUCACACACCUACAAAGGGGAAAAGAAAAACACAAGAAAAGAACAACAACAACAGGAUACCAACAGUACACAAAGCACUCACAGUACAAUAAUCACAGCUGCCACUCUCAUCAGAGAAAAACAUUCACCCACACCAGCACACUCAGAAAAAAACAGACCCAUCACGUGA
Molecule: messenger RNA, 390 nt
Organism: Trypanosoma theileri
Lineage: Eukaryota; Euglenozoa; Kinetoplastea; Trypanosomatida; Trypanosomatidae
Exons: 1
Coding region: 1-390 (129 amino acids)
Source: RefSeq, a predicted model, not a curated record